GAAAUUCUAGUGACGGAUAUUUUUACUAUGUCCCGCUUUACUUCAAAAUGUUUAAUUUUUUUACAAUCACAUUCAAAUCCAUUUCUAUCAUUAUCGAAAUUUGAUUUUUUUUUUCGACCUUAUGUAUCAUUUUUACAGGUACCGACAAGAAAAUUAGAUUUAGGUAGUUUAAGCGAUAAUCGUAAAGCAACCAAAGAGAAAAGACGCGUAGGACGUGGGCCAGCUUCAGGUAGAGGCAAAACUUGCGGUAGAGGUCAUAAAGGUCAAAAGGCUCGUGGUGGUAAUGGCAAACCAAGAAGAGAUUUCGAAGGAGGCCAAACUCCCCUUAGUAGACGUUUUCCUAAAAGAGGUUUUUAUAAUCUCUUCAAAACGACUUGGGCUCCUUUAAAUCUUGAUAGACUUCAACAUUGGAUAGAUAAUGGGAGAAUAGAUCCUUCACAGCCUAUUACGAUGAAACAUCUUUUGGACUCGAGAUGUGUAAGAGAUGUUAAAGAUGGAGUUAAAAUAUUGGCUGAUGGUAAAGAGCAUUUCAAGACUCCAAUUACAAUUGAAGUAUCACGUGCGUCUCAACAAGCCAUAAAAACAAUUGACUCAGUUGGAGGAAAGAUUACUUGUAGAUAUUUUAAUAAAUUAGCUUUAAGAGCUACAAUUAAACCUGAAAAAUUUUGGAAAAUACCAAAAUUCGCUGCUCCGAUGAAACAACGCGAUAUUGGUACAUAUUUAUAAAAUUUCACGUGAUUCAAUUGCUUUUAUACUAAAUUUUUAACUUUUUAUUAUAAUAGUUUGGUAUUCGGAUCCAAAAAAUAAAGGUUAUCUAGCUUCACCA
Messenger RNA from Rhizophagus irregularis DAOM 181602=DAOM 197198, 826 nucleotides. Lineage: Eukaryota; Fungi; Glomeromycota; Glomeromycetes; Glomerales; Glomeraceae. The record is from RefSeq and is a predicted model, not a curated record.